Lycium ferocissimum is the source of this 1149-nucleotide messenger RNA. Its product is annotated as AP2-like ethylene-responsive transcription factor At1g16060. The record is from RefSeq and is a predicted model, not a curated record. Bases 1 to 1149 code for a protein of 382 amino acids. Gene Ontology annotation, biological process: regulation of DNA-templated transcription. Gene Ontology annotation, molecular function: DNA binding; DNA-binding transcription factor activity. The transcript has 8 exons. Lineage: Eukaryota; Viridiplantae; Streptophyta; Magnoliopsida; Solanales; Solanaceae.
AUGGCGAAACUAUCACAGCAAAAUCAGAGGAACAAUUCAAACAACACUAUUACUAAUAAUAAUGCAAAUAAUAUUAGUGGUUCAGUGGUUAAGGUGAAAAGAACAAGAAAAACUGUUCCAAGAGACUCUCCUCCUCAACGUAGCUCCAUUUAUCGCGGAGUUACAAGGCAUCGAUGGACGGGUAGAUAUGAAGCUCAUUUAUGGGAUAAAAAUUGCUGGAAUGAGUCUCAGAACAAGAAAGGAAGACAAGUUUAUCUUGGUGCUUAUGAUGAUGAAGGAACAGCUGCUCAUGCUUAUGAUUUGGCUGCACUUAAAUACUGGGGAAGUGAAACCAUUCUUAAUUUUCCGCUAUCAACCUAUGAAAAAGAAAUCACAGAAAUGGAAUGUCAGUCCAGAGAAGAAUAUAUUGGAUCCUUGAGAAGGAAGAGCAGUGGAUUCUCAAGAGGAGUUUCGAAAUAUCGUGGAGUGGCAAGGCAUCACCAUAAUGGAAGAUGGGAAGCUCGAAUUGGCAGAGUUUUUGGCAACAAGUACCUUUACCUUGGAACAUAUGCUACACAAGAAGAAGCUGCAACUGCAUAUGACAUGGCAGCUAUUGAAUAUCGUGGACUAAAUGCUGUGACCAAUUUUGACCUUAGCCGUUACAUCAAAUGGCUAAAACCUAACAACAACAAUAACAACAACAACAACAAAAACAUCGAUCAGUCAACCCCUCAUGUUGAAACUAACAUGAUCCCAAGUCCAAAUCAUAGUAUUGGAUCAACCUCUACUUCGACCAAGGCCACGACCUCGACCUCUGCCUCUGCAGCUCUUGUUUAUCCCCACCUACAACUUACCUCAGGUACCACUAUACUUAAUGCCUCGAUAUCUCAAACCCGACCAUCUUCUGCCACGUCAGCCCUUGGGCUACUGCUCCAAUCCACCAAGUUCAAGGAAAUGAUGGAAAUGACCUUAGCGGCCGAGUGCCCGCCUGCACAGGUCGAAUUAUCCGACCCGGACCAGCCACAAAGUAGUAGCUUCCCUGAGGAUAUGAAAACUUAUUUUGAUACUCAAGAAUUUGGUAAUUUUGGUCAUGAUCAAGGAGAGGAUAUGAUUUUUAAUGAGAUCAACUCCUUCAUGCAACCACUUUUAGAAUUUGAGUUUAAUGCUUAG